AUGAACCGCAGCGUGCGGCCCGAGAACGUCGAGUUCACUGUAAAGGCAGCAGAGGAUUUGGUGCUCACGGGCAAAGAGCGCUCGAUCGUGCGCGUGUCGGCCAACAACAUGUACUCGUGUCUCAUGCAGAAGACGCAGCGCUUUUCGUCGCUUUUCCGGCACUACAGUAAACACCACGGACUGCCACGCGAGUCGCUCGACUUUUUCUUUACGAACCGCUUGGACCCGGAGGAUUCGCCCGAAUCCGUGUACCUGCAAAAGAAUGACAUCAUUCUCGUGCGACAUCGAGUGGCGCCAACGAUACUGACGGUGCCGAGUCACAGUGAUGAGGCCUACCUCACAACGAUGCGAGAGCUCUUUCUGAGUGGGGCCGGGAGUGACAUUACGCUGGAAGUUGGACCAGAGCGAGCUGUUCUUCGUGCGCAUCGGCUGAUCCUCACGACGAGAUGCGAGAUCUUCGAGGCCAUGUUCCGCCCUGGGGCGAUGCGAGAAAGCGAGGAUGGAGUCGUUCGCAUCGAAGACCACUCCCUCGAGAUGGUGUCGAAGAUGCUUGAGUUCAUCUACACCAACCGCGUCCUGGACAUGGCCAAGCUCAACUCCAACCAACUCAUCGACCUGCUGACACUGUCCGAGCAGUAUCUGCUGCUGCCACUAAAGCACCUCUGCGAGGUUGCCGCGCAAAACGUUUUGUCUGUCGGAAACGUGGGACAGUUCCUCUGCGCCGCGGAGAAGUUCAAUGCCGCAUAUCUGAAGGAGUAUUGCCUGGCGUUUUUCAUGAACCACACGAACGAAAUCAUUGACGAUGAGAGCUUUCGCGAAGAGAUUGAAAGCUGCCCGUCGAUGGCACUGACGAUUGUGCGAGCUUCGACUCGCAGCAACCGGUCGCCGCUAGAGCCGGUGACAAAGCGAAGAAGACUCAACAUGCCGUUCGACGAGCCUGACUACUUAUCUCCGGACACCUGA
Hyaloperonospora brassicae is the source of this 963-nucleotide messenger RNA. Lineage: Eukaryota; Oomycota; Peronosporomycetes; Peronosporales; Peronosporaceae. The record is from the annotation of a GenBank genome assembly.